Molecule: messenger RNA, 1581 nt
Organism: Fomitopsis serialis
Lineage: Eukaryota; Fungi; Basidiomycota; Agaricomycetes; Polyporales; Fomitopsidaceae
Product: cytochrome P450 monooxygenase
Exons: 10
Coding region: 22-1581 (519 amino acids)
Molecular function (GO): oxidoreductase activity, acting on paired donors, with incorporation or reduction of molecular oxygen; monooxygenase activity; heme binding
Source: RefSeq, a predicted model, not a curated record
GCGGCCGCGCUCGCAUAUGUGAUGUGGAAGAUAGCCGUCAUAUUGACAAUACCGUACAGAUCGAGCAUCCGGCACCUACGAGGUCCGGCCGCAACAAGUUGGCUGUCUGGCAACAUCCAUCGAUGGCAGGUAGACGAUGCUGCCUGGAUUGCCACGUACGGCCCGACAUUUAAGUUCAAAGGCUGGUUCUGUGUGCACGCGCUCUACACACUGGACGCCAAGGCUCUGAACCACGUACUUACCCAUUCGAGCAACUAUCCGAAGCCCGGUACGGUCGCGUUCAUGUUAGGCAAAUUUUUGAGCGUCCGUAUGUGCGUUUCAGGAGCUUCCUUAUGUCCCUUUCCACAGAAUCCUGCAUUCUGGCCUGCACAAAUACGGGAACUGGAAAGCAUAUUUGUGGAGAAAGCGCACGAACUCAAGAACGUCUGGAAGGCCCGGACACUAAUGUCACAAGACGCCGUCACUAUAGAUGUGGCAUCCGACAUGAGCAAGACGGCUCUCGAUAUGAUCGGGCUCGCAGGCUUCAACUACCCGCUCAACUCGCUUGACGAGAGCGGCAAACCCAACGAGCUCAAUGCUGCCUUCACUUCGGUGUUCGGAGCCCUCACAGGAGGAGGACGCGGCACCGUUUACACCUUGCUGCUCCAUCAUAUGGUACCGCUGUCGCGAUAUUUGCCUGGCGAAUUCUCACGGCUUAGGGACGCUUCUCAGGAAGUGACGCGGCGGGUCGGGAUGCAACUCAUCCGAGAGAAGAAGGCAGAUGUCGUGAAGGCAAUGUCGAGCGGAAAGGAGUGGAGCGAAGUGCUAGGCAGUCGCGACCUGCUCACCUUGCUGAUCAAGGCGAACAUGAACAGCAACAUCCCAGAGCAUCAAAGGUUGUCGGACGAAGACGUACUUGCCCGUGAAUUCCUGAUCGCAGGUCACGAAACGACGAGCUACGGAAUGACAUGGUGUCUAUUUGCGCUCGCCCAGGUCCCAGAGGUGCAGCAGAAGCUCCGCGAGGAACUGCUCGCCGUCGAAACGGAGGCGCCGUCCAUGGACGAACUCAACGCGCUGCCGUACCUCGACGCGGUAGUGCGCGAGACGCUCCGCGUGCACCCGCCUGUGCGCCACACAGUGCGGGUGGCGCUCAAGGACGACGUGAUCCCGUUCGGCACGCCCUUCUACGACCGCCAUGGGCGGGUACAAGACUGCGUUAGGCAGGUGAUGCGGAAGGACAUGCAGGUGAUCAUUCCUAUCCAGACUAUCAACACGUCCGAAGCUAUCUGGGGAGAAGACACGUCCGAAUUCAGGCCCGAGAGAUGGGAGAUGCGGCCAGAUGCGGCCCAGUCUGUCCCGGGGGUGUGGGGCAACCUCAUGACGUUCUUGGGCGGACCACACGCGUGCAUCGGGUACCGAUUCGCACUCAUGGAGAUGAAGACGCUGCUUUUCGUCCUCGUGCGAUCCUUCACCUUCGGACUGGCGCUCCCCGCAGAAGAUAUCAUCAAGAAAUCCGCCAUCGUACAGCGGCCAUACAUCCGUAAUGCGUUGGAGAAGGGCAGCCAACUCCCGUUGCGUGUUACGUUGUACAAGCCAACCUAG